This is a messenger RNA of Mycena indigotica, 1077 nucleotides long. RefSeq names its product Polysaccharide lyase family 1 protein. Bases 1 to 1077 code for a protein of 358 amino acids. NCBI's taxonomy places the organism in Eukaryota, Fungi, Basidiomycota, Agaricomycetes, Agaricales, Mycenaceae. The record is from RefSeq and is a predicted model, not a curated record. The transcript has 8 exons.
AUGCUGCGUCUAUUUCUCUCCACGCUUGCUUGUCUUGUUACACUUGCAUCUGGCCUUGCCUUCCCAGGUGCAGUGGGCUUUGGCUCCGUCGCAACUGGCGGGAGCACUCCUUUUGUGGUCACCUCUUUGGCCGACUCCGGCACUGGGACUUUUCGCGACGCCGUCUCAGUCUCUGGCCGAAAUAUAACGUUUGCCGUGUCGGGUUAUAUUGUCCUUUCGUCUCCGGUAUCUCUGUCAAGCUCAAUCACUAUCAAUGGACAAACUGCGCCUGGUAAUGGGAUCGGUGUUAUGGGCAGAGAAAUUAGUGCAAGUGGUAAAAACAACAUCAUCAUUCGUAACUUCCGCAUCCGCCAAGGCAACGUGGACUCCGAUACUGGUAAAAGUGCAUUCAACAUGGGCAAAGCUUCGAAUGUCAUCUUGGAUCAUUGCAGCGUUGAAUAUGGCGUCUGGGAUUCGAUUGAUGCCGUGGGGACCGCAAAUGUCACUGUUAGCAACAGUAUCAUUGCCUACCCAAUUGGGCAACAAUUUGGCGCUCACUUGGAAACGGGCCCUGCAACUUGGUAUCGGAACCUUUGGGUCAGUGGCCACAACAGACAGCCGCUUACCAAAGCCAACACUCAGUAUAUCAACAACAUCGUCUAUAACUAUCAGGCUGCCUACACAGUCGCCAACACCGGCGGACUGUUCAGUCAUGACAUUAUCGGGAACUACUUCAUCGCAGGACCGUCUACUACGAGUGCCAACGACGACUACUUUCAGAUGAACGCAAACCAAAAGGUGUUCGCCAGUGGCAACUUCCUCGACUCAAACAAAAACGGUGCCCUCGAUGGUUCUGCAGCCAACAGCGUUGGAAGCGCAGUCGUACUUUCCUCCGCUUGGAAUUCCGGCUCAGUCGGUUUGGCUACUCUCAGCCCUCAAUCGGCUUACACUACCGUCUUGGCCUCUGUUGGUGCCUCUCCGCGAGAUGAGGUUGAUUCGUUUGUCAUCUCUGUAGUCCAAUCGUUGGGUACGAAAGGUGCCAUAGUGACGAAUCAAGCGUCCACAGGAGUGAGCAAUAAUGGAUAUGGAUCACUUUAA